AUGGCAGUACUGGAGAUUGAUAAAUACCCUCUGCUCAGAGCACGCAUCAAAACAGGUCAAAUUAAAUCUGAACCGCGUAUUCGAUGUCGUUCGGGCAAGACUGAAAUAGACAUACCGGCACCAACCAUUGCGCGUGAUGAUAAUCGUAGCAAAUGGGCAGCCACAACAAUUGCAACAAAGUCCAUCAAAGUCUUGUCGAGAGAAUUUGCCGCUAAUAAGAAGUACAGACCAAGUGGAUUUACGACUGUAGCCUAUGAUAAAAAUGAACCCAAGAACAGAUAUAACGAUAUCAUCUGCAUAGAUGCUACUCGAGUAAUUUUGAAGGAUCGCCCACCAGAUGAAGAUUACAUACAUGCAAGCUGGAUGACUAUGCCAGAUCGGUUCAGGAAAGCAAAGUGUAGGCAAUACUUUCCUAAAUCCAAAGGAUCGACAGAGAGCUACGGUCCUUACAGGGUUACGAAUAAGGGCACAAAAGCCGAUCCAUAUGAGGACGUCAAACAAACAGUGCUUGAGGUGAAAUGCAGCGGUAGAUCGUUUACGGUAAACCACUUUGCAUACUUGGUAUGGCCUGACCAUACUGCCCCAUCGGACCCCGCCCCAAUGGUGGGUUGCCUUAAGCUGUGCCGUCAGUUGGCGGAGAAAAAUCCCAUAACUGUGCAUUGUUCUGCUGGUAUAGGAAGAUCAGCCACUUUUGUUGCCAUUGACUACGCUUGGCAAAAAAAUCAGAGACAAUCAUUCUGUGCAGAUGGUAGAGAUUCUGAAAGAUUUGAGGGGCCAACGUUUCCAGGCUAUACAGUCUCCCAUACAAUACAUUUUCCUUCAUAUGUGCCUGCUCGAGACAACUUGAUUGCUCGGAAAGGAAAAUAUUCGCCGUACUUGAGUUCAUACCAAACCAUGCUUAGAAAAUACAACAAGAAGGUGGCAGCGGCAGAAGCGAGGGCAGAAGCGCAAGGAAAAUGA
Molecule: messenger RNA, 960 nt
Organism: Cylicocyclus nassatus
Lineage: Eukaryota; Metazoa; Nematoda; Chromadorea; Rhabditida; Strongylidae
Source: the annotation of a GenBank genome assembly